CUCCCCCGUCAGGAUUUGGGGCGGGCCACUGUCGCUUCAACGAUUACUAGCAGGCGACUCGGAGGUGUUUAACAGUGGUUGACAAAAAUGGAACAUUCGCGGGAUAUUCAAACUUUCAAUCGGAACAAUAAAGCCAGAGCGACCGUAUCUGGCUGUUCUUCGCUCGCUAUGGAAAUCAAAAGGAAAAAAAUUCGGGAGAGCGCCUUGUUUGUGCAACAAGAGGAAUGCCAUAUACAGGAGAAAAUAGACUUUGAGAUCAGAAUGCGAGAGGGGGCAUUAAAACUCCUUGCUGCCAGUAGUCAAAGAGAGCAGAUUUUAAAUGCUUCUAAAAAUGUAAUGACCAGCAACACGCGCAUUCUUGCCUAUAUGACUGAUCUACAAAGAAAAAAAGAAUCACAGAUUACAAACAGCCUAAUGAGAAGGUCAUCAGAUGUAGCUAUCAAAGAGCGUACAGCAUGCAAAGGAAAAGUUGCAAUAUCAGAUAUUCGAAUACCUUUAAUGUGGAAGGAUUCGGAUCACUUUAACAGCAAAGCAUGCUGUCCACGUGUUGCAACCUUUUGCAUGAUGAAAAUUGGAUCAGAAAUUUUUGAUACUGAAAUGGUGGUUGUAGAUAAAACUGUUACCGACAUAUGUUUUGACAAUUUAAUGUUGUUCAGUGAAGCAGGGCCUAAUUUUGAGCUAACAUUACAGCUAUAUAGCUGCUGUUUGGAAGAGGAGCCCAUGGGUGUUAAUACUCCAAAAAAACUGGCUAGGAAGCUUGGAUCCUCAAUCGGGAAGGCAUCUGGAAGGAAAAUGUGCUUACUUUUGGAGGGAAGGGAAAGUGAAGAUUUCCUACAGUCCAGUAUUGAAAAAAGUGCAAAAUACAGCUUGCUUGCAGAUACAACUUUGUCUCUUGAACAUGCUGAAGGAAGCUUCCAGUCACAUCCUCUGAAAAUUACAGGCCAUGAAGAUGCUUCUUUCUGGUUACCUCUAUAUGGAAAUGUUUGCUGUCGCCUGGUUGCUCAGCCAGCAUGCAUGACCCAGGAUAUGAUGAGCGGUUUCUUGAAUCAGCAGCAAACAAUUGCAGGUGUCAUCAGCUGCAGCAGACUUUAUUGUGUUCUCAGAGGAGGUAGCUUGUUCUGUUACUACACCCCCGAAGAAAUUGCAGCUAAAGUCGAACCAGCCUUAAUUAUUCCAGUAAAUAAGGAUACAAGGAUUCGCGCUGUGGACAAAGACCAGAAGAAAAGGACUAGCAGUUUCACCAUUAUUAACCGUAUUGCAGGGCAGGCCAUGGUGAAUGUAUUUGUUGCAGAUUCUAGAGAAGACCUUCAAAAAUGGAUGGAAGCUUUUUGGCAACAUUUUUAUGAUCUUAGCCAGUGGAAACAUUGCUGUGAGGAGCUUAUGAAGAUUGAGAUAAUGUCUCCAAAAAAACCUCCUUUGUUUCUCACAAAACAAGCAGCUUCCGUGUACCAUGAUUUAAGCAUUGAUUCUCCUUUGAAGGUGGAAGGAUUGACAGAUAUUAUCCAUAACAAAAUAGAAGAGACAAAUGGACAGUUUCUGCUGAAACAAGUGAAGGAUGCAGAUUUGCCUCCCUGGGGUGCCUUAUUUGAAGGCACUCAUACAAUGGUUGUCCAAAAAAGCAUUUUAUCUCCAAGCAAAAGCUGUGAGAACCUCUCUACUGAUGCCACCAAAAAGAGAAGAGCUCCUCCACCACCACCGCCUAACAAGCUUGUAUACACUACUGAAAAUGGUGAAAGCAACCGGCUAAAUAAAGAAAAUGCUUGGAAAAAAACUGAGGCACAAGUUAAAGCCUCAUCUUUUGACAGUAAAUUUUCAGCAAUUAUGCAGCAAUUCCAGAAACCCCUAAUUCCCCCUCGGAAAAAUAAUCAGAAUCACAGAGUUAUCUCUGGUGAUGAGCAGGAAACACUAGAGAAUGAAUACACAGGGAAACUUAACAGGCCCGUUCCUGCUCCAAGGCUGAAGCAUAAAUCAUUCAAGGAAAAGAUCAAUCCCAGAAGCUGGUUACCGGUUCAAGAUUAAUGCCAGUUUAUUUGGUGAAUUUAAACUGCACAUGUGACAUGAUUCUGUUCACAAUUUGAGCCAUAAUUGUCUUAGAAAUCGGAGAAAAAAAUGUGAUGUAUUUUAUGUGACUUUUUUAAUGUCCUGUCAUUAAAAGAAGCUGGAAGUUUUCCAGAAAUAACCAUUGACAUUCAUCUUUUAAUGUGUUAAAUAUUUUGUAUACAUCUUUUUUUAUGAAUUUUGCACAGUUUUUUUAAUAAUAUAAACAUUACAACCACUAGUAUAACAUGAUUAUUUGUGUAGCUAUAACAUAUAACAUAAAUCAUGUGAAUAAAGGUUUGUUUUUAAGAGGACAUUUAUUUUAUGCAAAAUGUCUGUCACAGAAGUAGUUUUUUUCCGUUAAUUAGUGAAUUUUCCCUACAAAAUGCAGUUUACAUUUGUAAUGUUUAGAAUACGGUACAUUUAUUUUUUUAUACUUUUAUAAUGAUAGUUAUUAUCCUUAAGUAGAGCUGUUGCUCUGUACUCAUUUACACUAACUGAAACAAUUUUUAGUUAUUUUUUAAACCAGAAUAGUUACUAGGAUUUUUUUUUUGCUUCAUGCUGUAUGGUAAUUUAAAACAGUUUAUUCUGGGAACAGCUUUUAGAAUUUCCUGGAUGUAAAGUUCUGCUAAAUACUGAAUGCUGGAAUUAAUCUCUGUAAUUGUCUCAACUCUUGUUUUAACAUGAUACAUCUGGCUCUUGCUCUGGAAUUGUUUUUACUGGCUUUGCACUUUUGUGGUUUUCCUGUGGUCCUCCAGAAUAAAUACUUUUAGUAUGCCUUCA
This is a messenger RNA of Erpetoichthys calabaricus (reedfish), 2820 nucleotides long. It is a transcript of the gene rtkn2, whose product is annotated as rhotekin 2. Gene Ontology annotation, biological process: positive regulation of cell population proliferation; hemopoiesis; signal transduction. The transcript is spliced from 12 exons. The record is from RefSeq and is a predicted model, not a curated record. The coding region runs from base 88 to 2019 and encodes 643 amino acids. NCBI's taxonomy places the organism in Eukaryota, Metazoa, Chordata, Cladistia, Polypteriformes, Polypteridae.